AAAUAGUAAAAUCUGGCAAACUAUGCUUGGAAAAGACCAACGCGUAGCUGUCGUCGAAGCCAUUUAGCAACGCUACUAUCACUUACGAUCUCCAUCUUGGUCCAGUCAUGUCUCACCGUAAGUUUAGCGCUCCUCGCCAUGGAUCUAUGGGUUUCUACCCGAAGAAGCGCUGUCGCUCUAUCCGUGGCCGCGUGAAGUCAUUCCCUCGUGAUGAUCCCAAGAAACCUAUUCAUUUGACAGCUUUCUUGGGAUACAAGGCUGGCAUGACGCACAUUGUUCGUGAAUGUGACAAACCUGGCUCUAAGGUUAACAAGAAAGAGGUUGUUGAAGCUGUAACAAUUUUGGAGACACCUCCCAUGGUCAUUGUAGGCAUUGUUGGGUAUGUUGCUACACCUAGAGGCCUCCGUGCUUUGAAGACGGUCUGGGCAGAACACAUUGGAGAGGACUGUCGUCGACGUUUCUACAAAAAUUGGUAUAAGUCUAAGAAGAAGGCCUUCACUAAGGCUUCAAAGAAAUGGCAAGAUGAUUUGGGAAAAAAAGUCAUAGAAAAGGAGUUAAGAGCAAUGAAGAGAUAUUGCAAAGUGAUUCGUGUCGUUGCACAUACGCAGAUGAAGCUGCUUCGCCAACGCCAAAAGAAGGCUCAUAUGAUGGAGAUCCAGGUUAAUGGAGGGACGGUGCGGCAAAAAGUUGAUUGGGCACGUCAGCACUUGGAGAAAACUGUCCCAAUCACAUCUAUCUUCGCUCAAGAUGAGAUGAUAGACGUUAUUGGUGUUACUAAGGGAAAAGGAUUUAAAGGUGUAACAUCUCGUUGGCAUACCCGCAAGCUUCCUCGCAAGACUCACAAGGGUCUCCGGAAGGUUGCUUGUAUUGGAGCCUGGCAUCCGUCUCGUGUGCAGUAUACUGUUGCCCGUGCUGGUCAGAAAGGGUACCAUCACCGCACAGAGAUGAACAAAAAGAUUUACCGUAUUGGGAAGGGUAUUCACACGCGGAAGGGCAAGGUUAUCAAGAACAACGCCGCUACCGAGUACGACUUAACUGACAAGUCCAUCACCCCUAUGGGUGGUUUCCCUCAUUAUGGUGAGGUUAACAAUGAUUUCAUCAUGAUCAAGGGUUGUUGUAUGGGGCCCAAGAAACGCGUCAUCACGUUGCGCAAGGCUUUGGUCACGAGCGCGAAACGUGUUGCUCUCGAGAAGAUCGAGCUUAAAUUUAUCGAUACGUCUUCGAAAUUCGGCCAUGGAAGAUUCCAGACGCCAGCUGAUAAGGCCCAAUUUAUGGGGCCAACAAAGAAGUCGAAGACUCCUGUUGCAGCAACUACUCCAGCUGCGGCAGUUAAGGCAUAACUUUACAAAGGAAUUCCUGUGUAUUUAUGAAAUUGUUGAAUAUAUUUUGAACGUUGCAUAUAA
Molecule: messenger RNA, 1403 nt
Organism: Daphnia carinata
Lineage: Eukaryota; Metazoa; Arthropoda; Branchiopoda; Diplostraca; Daphniidae
Product: large ribosomal subunit protein uL3-like
Exons: 8
Coding region: 108-1340 (410 amino acids)
Biological process (GO): ribosomal large subunit assembly; translation
Cellular component (GO): cytosolic large ribosomal subunit; ribosome
Molecular function (GO): structural constituent of ribosome; RNA binding
Source: RefSeq, a predicted model, not a curated record